UGUUUUUUGCGAGGUUGCGCGCUGACGCGAGCUCUGCUUUCAGACUCCAGCGGAGGGACGGACGGGAUCCAUAAUCACAGCAAUGGGCAGAGUUUGCGGUGUUCAGAAAAGGGGUGGUAAGGCAAACCGAGUCGAGCUGGGGCCAAUGCCUGCUUGGGACGAGCGGCUGGCAUACGAGGAACUCCUUUACUGGGACAGUCUGGUUCACCUCGGCGGGCGCCUUCACCCACAAGACUACAAUAGAUACGAAGAACUGCGCUACUGGUACGACUGUCUGUGUUACGAAGAGGAUCUCCGACUGUAUCAGCAUUACACCGCACCGUUACCCAGACGGGAUCCCCAGGAAGGAACCUCAGAAUCGGAGUCAACCAUGUCUCCUCCCUUUCGGCAGCGCCCCAUCCGCAUCUUCGUGAACGAUGACCGCCACGUCAUGGUGAAGCACUCGGCCGUGUACCCCACUCAGGAGGAGCUGGAGGGGGUGCAGAACAUGGUGUCCCACUCGGAGCGCGCUCUCAAAGCCGUGUCAGACUGGCUGGACGAGCAGGAGAAGGGGCCCCCGAAGACGGCCGAGCCGCAGGAGCAGGGGGAGGCGGGCGCCGAGGAAGAGAAGGAGGGGGACGAGCCCGAGGAGACCCCUGAAGAGAGGGCUGCAGACCAGGCCACCAGGACCCUGCGAGGAGUGAUGAGGGUGGGGCUCGUGGCAAAGGGGCUCCUCUUGAAAGGGGAUUUAGAUUUGGAGCUGGUCCUCCUCUGCAAGGAUAAACCCACCAUCACUUUGCUGAAGAAAGUGGCUGAAAACCUGGCUGUGCAAAUCAAGACCGUCACAGAGGAGAAGUACGAGGUCAUACAGUGCAUCAGAGAAGCCGCCAUCGUCGUCAAGAGUACGAAGGAGCCGGUUCUGACCCUCACCAUUCACCUGACCUCCCCGGUGGUGCGGGAGGAGGCGGAGAAGCAGGCUGCUGGAGAAACGCUAACAGUCAACGAUCCUCCGGAUGUUCUGGACAGGCAGAAAUGCCUUACUGCCUUGGCGUCCCUCCGACACGCCAAGUGGUUUCAGGCCAGGGCAAACGGGCUGAAGUCUUGCGUCAUCGUCAUCCGCAUCCUGAGAGAUCUGUGUUCGAGAGUCCCCACCUGGGCCCCACUCAAAGGAUGGCCCCUGGAGCUGCUGUGUGAGAAGGCGAUUGGAACUGGGAACCGACCAAUGGGGGCAGGGGAAGCUCUUCGCAGAGUUCUAGAGUGCCUCGCUUCAGGAAUCCUGAUGGCAGAUGGUCCUGGCCUCUCUGACCCCUGUGAAAAGGACACCACUGAUGCCAUCAGCCACCUGGACAGGCAGCAGCGGGAGGAUAUCAGCCAGAGUGCUCAGGUGAGCUUUUCUUCCACUGAUGUCAUCCUCCAUUUGACCAGACAGCAGAGGGAGGAAGUGACCCAGAGUGCUCAGCAUGCCUUGAGGCUGGCAGCUUUCGGACAGCUUCACAAAGUGCUAGGAAUGGAUCCUUUGCCUUCCAAGCUGCCCAGAAGACCAAAAACGGACACCCCAAUCGAUUACACUGUUCAAAUCCCCCCCAGCACCACCUACACGCCCCCAAUGAAACGGCCAAUGGAGGAGGAAGACAUGGGAGACGACAAAAGCCCCAACAAGAAGAAAAAGAAGCUGCAGAAAAAAGCCCCUGAAGAGAAGAUGGAGCCUCCCCAAGCCAUGAACGCCCUGAUGAGGCUGAACCAGCUGAAGCCGGGCCUCCAGUACAAGCUCCUGUCCCAGACAGGCCCUGUGCACGUCCCGGUCUUCACCAUGGCAGUCGAGGUCGAUGGCAAGACCUUCGAAGCAUCCGGACCCUCCAAAAAGACAGCGAAGCUCCACGUGGCUGUCAAGGUUCUACAAGACAUGGGUCUGCCGACGGGGAUAGAGGUGAAAUGUGCCGAUCCUGUUAAAGUGGAUGAGGUGGUGAAUGACGUGGUAAUGAAGCCUGCUUUUGUAGCUCCGGCAGUCGCUGUGGAAGCGGUUGACGCUGGGGCGCAGAAUCCCGAGCUUGGGGACGGCACAGAGAACGCCCGGCAGCAGGGCCCUAUCCUUACCAAGCAUGGGAAGAACCCAGUGAUGGAGCUGAACGAGAAGAGGCGAGGGCUGAAGUACGAGCUGAUCUCAGAGACGGGGGGCAGCCACGACAAGCGCUUCGUCAUGGAGGUUGAGGUGGACGGUGAGAAGUUUCAAGGCGCUGGUUCCAAUAAGAAGGUGGCGAAGGCGUAUGCUGCUCUGGCUGCCCUGGAGAAACUCUUCCCCGAGGGCCCAGCAAUGGACAUGAAGAAGAAGAAGCCCCCUCCAAUGCACAAUGCUGGGUUUGGUUUGAUGGGAGGGUCUCCAACAGACGGCUCCAUGAACCCCCGGGGCCGAGGCAGAGGCCGUGGCCGCGGGAGGGGCAGAGGCUUCAAUAACGCUGGUGGAUACAACCAAGGAGGAUACGGCAGUUACGGUUAUGGAUCCAACGCCAACGCUGGAUACAAUAAUUACUACAAUAACGGCGGGUACUCUGGGGGAGGCGGUGGCGGGGGUGCAGCAGGGGGUCCAGGCCCGGGAGCUGGGGCAGCGCCGGGAGGUGGAGGAGGAGGGUAUGGCUCUUACUAUCAGAACGAUGGGGGCUAUUCGGCUCCACAGGCAAACCCCAAACCAGCAGGCAAGAAGCCUCCCCACCACCAGGCUGCCGGGCUGCCCAAGCAGCCUUUCGUCGCAGCAGGAGGGGCUGCAGCCAGCGGCCCGACGGGAGGGUACCAGGCCCAGCAGGGCUCCUACACCCAGGGUGGACAGUACUCUGGAUACAACCAGGGGGGCAACCCAGGCAAGAAGAACUUCAACCAGGGAGCAGGGGCAGGGGGGUAUGCCAGCUACAGCACCGCGUACCCAAGCCAGGUCACCGGCGGUGGCACGGGAGCAGCCAGUCAGGAUUACAGCUACGAAGGGUAUGGAAGCAACAACUCCUAUGGCAGUGGAGGGGGUUCCUAUCCUCCGAGCACCCCGGGAGCAGGUGGGGGAUAUGGGGGGGCAGCGACGGCAGCAGCAGGGCCCGCUAGUGGAGGGAGCAACUACCAAGGAUACAACGCUCCUCUGAACUACAGCGCCCAGGGUGGAGGCACCCCGAGUUACAGUGCUGGCACCCAGUCCUCGUACUCCAGUCAGGGUGGAUACGGCAGAGGCGAUCAGAGUAUGAAUUACCAGUACCGAUAAACUGAACACAGGUUUCACAGCACCACCCCCCUUUUCUUCUUUUCAAAUGAGCAACAAAUCACACUUUUUUUUUUAAGAACUGCCAUUUCCCUUGCGUUUUCAUUUUUCACACAAUCUCUCGGAUAACCUGACUCCUGUAUAAUCAUGGGAGAUUAAGACAGGGGGGCUUCUUAACCAUUUGAGGCUUGAAGUUCUGUGUUGCAGCAUUUUUGUUGGAUCGUGUGCAGAGUUUUCGUUUUCUUACAUAUUUCAGACCAAAAAGUUCACGCUCGUCUGCAAAUAAACUCAGCAGUUGACCAGAAUCUUUGAACUCGCCUGCCCUGUAGUUGCAACAUUUACAGCUCUGCCUGAGAUUACCACUACAUUUUUAGCUCCCAAGUUCCUACCGUAUGUACAGACUCUGUUAAACCCAUCAUUGGAAGGGAUUCCUUGGGUCCGGUGACUCGUUUCUGAUCCGGUCCCCAUUCAGCCGGUCUGUCGUCUGUUCACUUCUCAUCCAUGGCAGUGUGUAAAAAUGCUUACUGAACCAAUGACAAACUUGACCGAGUUGCGGAGAAGGGGCACAGUUUCCUAAAAUGUAAUAUAAAGGCUUGUUUGUUUUUUAUUUUGUGAACCCCCAGCGUUUAAAGGUUUUCAGAAAGGAGGCUGUAUCUUGCACACAUUUUUGUCAAAGUAUUUGUAAAGAAAAACAAAAAUGGUGUCAUUGUAAUUUUAAGCUAUUUUUUUUGUUUUGUUUACUUUGUUUUAACAAUGACGAGGAUUGUGCUGUGUUUGUUUUUUUUUGUUUUUUUUUUGUAUGUCUAAUUUCUGAAUAUUUUGGCCGGUCAUCCUUACUAAUGAAUUGUAAUUGACUGGGAACAAAAAAAAAAAAAAAAAUAUUGUAAAGUUGUGUCCUUUUUUUAAAAAAAAAAUUGUGUGUGUGUUUUUGAGAUUUGGGUCUGUGGCAGACACACUGCUUAACCAGAUUUUGAACAUUUUACAUAUCCGUCCAGCUCAAUUUUGUGUGAAGCGCAGAUAUAUUGGAACUUUUGAUUACACAGUUUCACCACACUGUCUGUGUGCGGUCUUGCGCUCCUGCGCUCUGUUCAUGUGUCCGGACAGUCUGCUUUUAUCCUCGAACGUUUUUGUUUCUGAAAGUGGCUCACCCAGUUGAAGCACAGCAGCAGGGUGAGUCGCACAGACAGGUGAGCGCAGGUUCGUUACACAAUCAGUGGUCUUUGCGAGAGAUUCUGCAGGGAGUAUCGUUUUCUUAGGGUUAGGGAUGGAGAGUAGCCCCAUAUAUGAGAAUAGGGGCCAGGACCUUGUUGCUGACACCUGCUGUUCAGCUCCUUGGUGGAAACUCACUGGCCAUAUCAAUGAUGGAUCAGGCACCUAUUUAACAUGUUCUCAAAUUACUCCAUUUACAUUGUGCUCCCUGGCGUUGCUUUGUUUUUAUUCACAAGAACAUACUUUUCCUGAAUUCUGUUUUGUGGUUUUUGUAGGAUAUUAAAUAGGCCAGAUGUACCUUUUACAUUAUAUUGUUACAAAUUAUCCUUGUAAAUAGGUUCUCAUUUUAUAUAAACAGUACUGUGUACCAUGUUUACAGAGUAAUUAACCCUCACUGGCAACCAGUUUAGUGAGCCUCCCCUGCCACCAUUGUAGAUUCAAAAUUGCAAACAGACUUACAGGAUGCCUUUGUCCUGAACUUGCACUAAAAAGUUCUAUUUGGAUAAGCAGUUCUCUAGAAUGAUGUGUAAAAAUGUAAGUGUGACGUAUCUGCUGGAGAUUGAGACUCAGUUUUUGAUGAUGGUUCUUAGCCAAUCCUCUCAAUUUGUUUAAUUUUUAUAAAUAUACAAAAUUAUAAAAUAGAAGCAUUA
Acipenser ruthenus (sterlet) is the source of this 5073-nucleotide messenger RNA. Its product is annotated as interleukin enhancer-binding factor 3-like. Lineage: Eukaryota; Metazoa; Chordata; Actinopteri; Acipenseriformes; Acipenseridae. The transcript has 21 exons. Gene Ontology annotation, molecular function: single-stranded RNA binding; double-stranded RNA binding. The record is from RefSeq and is a predicted model, not a curated record. Gene Ontology annotation, cellular component: precatalytic spliceosome. The coding region runs from base 83 to 3217 and encodes 1044 amino acids.